This is a messenger RNA of Saprolegnia diclina VS20, 1745 nucleotides long. RefSeq lists its product as hypothetical. NCBI's taxonomy places the organism in Eukaryota, Oomycota, Saprolegniomycetes, Saprolegniales, Saprolegniaceae. Gene Ontology annotation, cellular component: membrane. Gene Ontology annotation, biological process: transmembrane transport. Bases 32 to 1693 code for a protein of 553 amino acids. Gene Ontology annotation, molecular function: transmembrane transporter activity. The transcript has a single exon. The record is from RefSeq and is a predicted model, not a curated record.
GCUAGUUGCGCUUUUGCAUACACAAAGACCCAUGCCGAGCUGCGUGGUGCCUGUGACGACAGACGGGUGGCGCGCCUCGACGACCCAGUCAACGACCGGCGAGUCGUCGUCGACGCACACCGUUCAAGACGGGUACAUUGCCGAGCUUGACGUGAAAGACAAGGCAAAUUGGGUUCAAAUUUGGGCGUUUGGAGUCGUCAUUGUCGCCGGCGGCCAGUACUACGGGUGGACCGCGGCCUACGCGACGGGAUUUCUACCAAUCAUGAUCUCGCAGCUCGUGAUGGGACUCGCGUUUGUGAUUUACAUGGCGUGCGCCGCCGAGGUUUGCGGCAAGAUCGCCUUCUCUGGCGGCUCGUACGGUCUCUCGCGCGUCACGCUCGGCUUUUACUGCGGCUACCUCAUCGGGAUCCUCGAGCUCAUCGAGUACAUUACGUACGCGGCCGUCUCGUUUGUGUUUAUCGGCAACUUUUGCACGGACGAGCUCGGUAUGCCGUGGACGUACCAGCCGCUCGUGCACCUCACUUGCUACGUCGUUUCGAUUGGUUUCUACCAGCUCCCCGGACGGUACCUCUGGCCGUCUAUGACAGUCUUUGGGUUUGUCUGCGGCCUCCCACUGCUGCUCUACAUCCUCGCGGCCUGUCCUUUUGCCGACCUUGCGACCAACGGGAAGCUGCAGACUGAUACCUCGGCGUCGGCAUGGGCAACCGGCGAUCUCAGCAGCGCGUACUUUGCGUGGGCGCCCUUGACGACGUGGGCGUACGCAGGCAUCGAGUCGCUCACCCUCGUGACCGACCUGACGAUCGACCCGCUCGUGACGAUGCCACGAGGUAUUUUCGCCACCGUUGCGACCAAUUUUCUUCUCAACGUCGGACUGGUGUUUGUUGUGCCGGCGGUCGCCCCGGGCCUCGUCGCCGCCGCCGAGAACCCGUCGUACCCGCUCAAUCCCGGCUUUGCACUUGGUCUUGGCCUCUCCGACAUGGGUGGCAAGUGGCUCAUGCUCCCAGCGCAGUUUGGCAUGGCGUUUGGCUUUGUCUUGCCGUACGCACGCCUUGCCCAAGCCUUGGCCGACUCCCACUUGCUCCCUAACUGGCUCGGGCUCCUCGGGCAGACGUCGACGCUCAAAGCCAUGAUUGUUACGUCGAGUGCCGGGUAUGUGAUCUGCCUCCUCUCGCUCUUCGUACCCGCGCUCGACGCGUCGCUGCAAAACAUUAGCAUUCUCGCCGCGAGCUUUUGCUACUUGGGGCAAAUCACCGGCUUUGUCAUGCUCCGGACCAUCUACAAGACGGACUCGGUCGGGUUCCAGAGCCCGUUUGGGAUCUGGGGCGCCUACUUUGCGUGUUUCAUUUACCUUCUCCUUGCGAUCUCGAUCAUUGGCGGCUUUCAAGGCGACGACGGCGUCGCUGUUGGCGCACUUGCGCUUCUCGUACUCUUGAGCUCGGCCUACUAUCAUUGCGUGGCCAAGCACGUGCAAACGAUCUCGAAGGAAGAGUACGCCUCCAUCUUUCGGUUCAGCGUCAUGAAGUUCAACCGUCGCCGACGCAAAAUCAAGACCAAGAACCGUCUCGCUGCGCACUUCUCUUGGCUGCAUUUUGCGAGCGCCAAGUCGACGAGAUCCAGGUACGACACGACGACCAAGCGCGACCGGUCGACCAAGGCCAUCCCAAACCAAGGCUGUCCGGGCGCUGCCAGCUAGAUAUCUAAGCAUAUAUUGCUGUUUAUAAUCAUAUUUUGUUGGAAAACUCGGG